This is a messenger RNA of Adineta ricciae, 723 nucleotides long. The record is from the annotation of a GenBank genome assembly. NCBI's taxonomy places the organism in Eukaryota, Metazoa, Rotifera, Eurotatoria, Adinetida, Adinetidae.
AUGAGUGAUGACAAAUUGGAAACGACUGCAUCCUCUUCAGCGGACCAGGACGAUAAAUCGGUAUCUUUGUCAUUAAGUUUCGAUAUGAAUCUGACAGCGAAGUGCAAGUCAGAUCUAAUGUCACCAGUCCAACCGUCUUCCGCUCGACGAUCAUUCAAUAUCUGUGAUAUUCUUGCCAAGCCACCAUCAAUUAUAGCCAAGAAUCAACUUCAUCAUUUGAAGUUUCUCCUUCAGGAACAAUUAUCACCUUCGGAUCAUGAUUCAAUCAGCGAUUGCGACGAAUCGGGCCUUGAAGAAGUUCCUGAUGAUGAGUUCAAUCAUUCGAAGUCGUCAUCGACAGGUUCAGAUAAGCCAUCGAAAAACCGACGGCAACGGACAGCAUUUACUUACGAACAACUAGUCGCACUGGAAAACAAAUUCAAACAAACAAGAUAUUUAUCCGUUUGUGAACGAUUAAAUUUAGCUUUGUCAUUAUCACUAACUGAAACGCAAGUGAAAAUCUGGUUUCAAAAUCGACGAACAAAAUGGAAGAAACAAAAUCCUGGUCUUGAUGUCAAUUCUCCCACAAUAACUUCAUCAUCGCCGAUUAGUUUCCACUCUUCCACUGCUGCAGCUGCUUAUGUUGCUUCGUUAUACAAUUCUCAACAGCAAAUGACUAAUUCAUCAUUACUAUCACCAUUUUACGUUGCAUCGUUAUAUGCCAAUAGUCGAAAAUUUACAUAA